Oryza sativa Japonica Group (Japanese rice) is the source of this 1903-nucleotide messenger RNA. RefSeq lists its product as uncharacterized. The record is from RefSeq and is a predicted model, not a curated record. Lineage: Eukaryota; Viridiplantae; Streptophyta; Magnoliopsida; Poales; Poaceae. Gene Ontology annotation, molecular function: chromatin DNA binding; transcription coactivator activity.
ACCAGCUCUGCAAUGUAACCACAGCUAUCGUCUGCCCUAGAGAGAGUUGAGACCACGCUGCCUAGUAGGUUGACUCCGCCGCCUCGACCAGCAACGCUGCCGCCAUUUGCACACGCUAGCUCGACCUCUUGCUCUGUUGUCGUCGUUCUCGCUUCCGAUGGCGGCUGCAGGCGGCGGAUCGUUGCUGGAUCAGUCGAGGCACGCCAUGCGCAGCUGGGUACUCAAGAAUAUAGAGAAAUUGGCAGGACAUUAUGGUGCAGAGUUCAACUCUUUGCGGGCAUUUGAGGACAGGGUAUUCAAUGAGACCAGCAGCAUUGAUGAUUAUAUUUCUAAAAUAUCAACGAAGAUGGCUAUUUUGGAGCGACCGCAGUCUUCUUCAGGUAUGCAGCAUCAAGGGCAGAUGGGAAAUCAAACGAGGCUGCCUACUACAGUUAUGCAAGAACAGCCACAGCCACAGCAGCAGCCGCAUUUGAUGUCAAAUAAUCAUCACCAAACACAUGGAGGAUGGCAGAGCAAUGUUGCAAGGGUACAGAUGAUCACUGGUGUUGGAGAAGUGAAUUGGAGGGAGGAAAUGUUUCAGAAGAUCAGCGUUUUAAAGAACUCUUUCUUUUCCGAGCUUACGGAUUUUGACCGUUUACUUCACAAUUGCCAAAAAACAGAAGAACAGUUGCAGUCACUACCUAAAAAGCAAGCUGACCAAUACAAGCGGAUAACAAAGCUCAAGGAUGCGGUUAGGAGUGCUCUGGAUUUAUUGCAGCUCCAGAAGAGCAGCAUCGAUGAAGGCAUGAAGGUGAAAUUCUGCAAGUACGAAAGCUCCAUACAUAGCCUACUCAGAUUCUACAGGGAAACAAAAGCUAAAAUUAAUGAGAUGAAUGCAAAUCGUCAUAACAAUCAGCAAGAGCAACCUGCAGGCCUGCCGAGGCAAAGAAUUACUGACAGAACUCCAUCGUCAGCUCGUCGGCAAAACCGCAAUGACAACGUGAUAGGCCAAUCAGAGGAUAAAUUGCGAUGCAGGGUUGAAUCAGUUGUAGCCAAGAAGAAGCCCAUCGACCGCCUAAUCAACGCUCUGCGGCACAGUGUAGAGGAUGACCGUACGGACGUCAAGAGGCAGAAAACACGGCAUGUUAACAGUGCCCUGGCGAACGAGAUCGACGCCAUGAACGCCAAGCUGAUCGAUACCGUGGUUAGAAUCGCCGGUGAGAAAGAUGGUGGGACAGAGAUUGAAUUCAGCUACACUGCAGUGUCUCUUGCACUAGACAUGAAGCAGCUAUUUGCAGCAUAUGGGACGUCUCCUGUCAAGCCGGUGAAACUAUUCGUCCCUGCUGAUUACCCUCGAAGUUCUCCGGUGGUCUCGAACAACAACGAUGAUGGAGAUGAACAGCGGCGAGGAAUGUUCGGCGAGAUCUCGGGCAUGGUCAGUGCGGCUUUUCACUGCGCGCUGCGUGAGCUCCCGCCGUCCAUGUCAGUCAAGCAGAUGGCCUCGGAGUGGAAUUCCUGCGUGCAGAUGAUCAUGAAGAAAUUUGCGAUACGGCACGGUGGAGGAACGUUCAGCUCCAGGCAUGGCCAGUGGAUGGAUUGCACCGUUGAAUGAUUUAGUACCGUGAGGUACCGAUACCUCGAGAUACUUUUUGUUGUACCGAAGCAAAUCUCUUAAUUAUUACAUGAGGAUGAAGUGAUACGGAGAACCGUAUUUGAUCUGUUGUUAUUGCUGCUGGAGGGUACAUGCAUAAUCCGCUCUGUGUAUCAUUUGUUUUGAUUAAGCUGGUAUUGCUUUUGAUAUUUCUCUGUCUGGAUUUUGUAAUUGGAACAAGCAAAAUCGCUUGUAGGACAUGUAUUUCUGAAAAUGGUAACUAUCUAUCUUUGAAGAGCCCAACAAAGCAUUUAGAGUUUUAUUGGCAAACAA